This is a messenger RNA of Angiostrongylus costaricensis, 2721 nucleotides long. Lineage: Eukaryota; Metazoa; Nematoda; Chromadorea; Rhabditida; Metastrongylidae. The record is from the annotation of a GenBank genome assembly.
AUGAAUGCCACUUCUUCCCUCUACAUUGAACAGAUGUAUGAUUCGUGGAAGAAGGAUUCCAAGUCAGUACAUGCAUCCUGGGAUGCGUACUUCAGAAACGUUGAAGCUGGUGCUGCUCCGGGUCAAGCCUACCAAGCUCCACCAACUUCGUUUGCCGCUGCAGGUGUUCCUGGGGUAUCGUCUCCGAUAGCGAGCGUCCCGUUCGCUGGUGCUACAGCUAUGCCGCAACACUUGUCCGGAAUGGCAGCUAUGCUCUCUCCUGGAUUAGAUGCUUCAACGUCAAUACAAUCCAUUUCGGAGCACCUUAAAAUUCAACUUCUCAUUAGAAGUUAUCAGACACGUGGACAUAACAUUGCCGAUUUGGAUCCACUCGGGAUAAACAGUGUAGAUCUCGAUGACACUAUUCCACCAGAGCUCGAACUCUCAUUUUACGGGUUUGGAGAACGUGACUUGGACAGGGAGUUCCUUUUACCACCAACUACAUUUAUCGGUGGUGACAAAAUAUCUCUAACACUUAAAGAGAUCAUUCAUAGGUUGAAGCAUAUUUAUUGCAAAACCACUGGAAUUGAAUAUAUGCAUCUGACAAAUCUCGAGCAGCAGGAGUGGAUACGGCAACAUUUUGAAGCGCCCCGUGUUACCGAAUUGUCGCAUGAUCAAAAAAAGGUACUGUUCAAGCGAUUGAUUCGUUCUACGAAGUUUGAAGAAUUCCUCGCUAAGAAGUGGCCUAGACGUCUUAACGUGCUUGCUAAUGUCUGCCGGCAGCCGCUUUCUACUAUUCUUUCUCAGUUCUCUACUCUUGAACCUGCUGAUGAAGGUUCCGGAGAUGUAAAGUACCAUCUGGGUGUGUGUAUUGAACGUUUAAAUCGUCAAUCUCAACGUAAAGUGAAAAUCGCUGUGGUGGCUAAUCCCUCUCAUCUGGAGGCUGUGGAUCCCGUGGUGAUGGGGAAGGUGCGCGCUGAAUCGUUCUAUGCUGGCGACAAGAAGUGUGAUCGUACAAUGGCAAUUCUGAUGCACGGAGACGCUGCGUUCUCAGGGCAGGGGGUGGUGAUGGAAACGUUCAAUUUAGACGAUUUACCAAGCUAUACAACCCAUGGAUGCAUACACAUAGUUGUUAACAAUCAAAUCGGAUUCACAACAGACCCAAGGAGCUCACGUUCCUCUCCAUAUUGCACUGAUGUGGGUCGCGUUGUCGGUUGCCCGAUAUUUCACGUCAAUGUGGACGACCCUGAGGCUGUGAUGCACGUCUGUAGCGUUGCUUCCGAGUGGCGAAAAACUUUCAAAAAGGAUGUCAUUAUUGAUUUGGUGUGCUACAGAAGACAUGGUCACAAUGAACUGGAUGAGCCAAUGUUCACCCAACCACUUAUGUACCAAAAGAUUAAGCAGAUGCCGACGGCUUUGGAAAAAUACCAAGAGCACAUUAUCACUGAGGGUGUUGUGAAUGAGCAGUAUGUAAAGGAUGAGCUCACAAAGUACGGUCAGAUUCUCGAGGAUGCCUAUGAGAACGCUCAGAAGGUUACUUUUGUACGUAACCGUGACUGGCUGGACUCCCCCUGGGACGACUUCUUCAAGCGCCGUGAUCCUCUGAAGCUUGUUACUACUGGAAUCGACCAGUCCAACAUCACUCAUAUCAUCGAAAAGUUUAGUUCGAUCCCCGAAGGAUUUCACCUGCAUCGUGGUCUUGAGAGGAUCCUCAAAGGGCGAAUGCAAAUGCUAAAAGAAAAUUCGACAUAUAAUCCCUUAAAUGAUCUCCAAGAAGGACAAGCCGAAUAUACUGUAUGUAACUCAUCAUUGUCGGAAUAUGCCGUUCUUGGAUUUGAGCUUGGGUAUUCCAUGGUCGAUCCAAACUCAUUGGUCAUUUGGGAGGCUCAGUUCGGUGAUUUCGCCAACACUGCUCAGUGCGUGAUCGACCAAUUUGUUUCUUCCGGUCAGUCGAAAUGGAUUCGUCAGUCUGGUUUGGUGAUGUUGUUGCCUCAUGGUUACGAAGGAAUGGGACCAGAACACUCUUCUGCUCGUCCUGAAAGAUUUCUUCAAAUGUGCAACGAAGACGAUGAAAUCGAUCUUGAUAAAGUGGCAUUCGGAGGUACAUUCGAAGCCCAGCAGCUACACGACACAAAUUGGAUUGUUGCCAACUGUACUACUCCAGCAAAUAUAUUUCAUCUUCUUCGAAGACAGGUCACACUCCCAUUCCGUAAACCUGUCAUUGUUAUGUCUCCAAAGUCAUUGCUUCGUCAUCCACUAGCUCGUUCACCUAUCGAGGAUUUCCUCACAGGCACGCAUUUUCGACGCGUUAUACCUGAAGAUGGCACACCUUCUCACAAUACAAGCGCUGUGCAGAGAGUCAUUUUUUGUACGGGGAAGGUCUAUUACGAUUUAAUCAAUGCUAGGAAACAUGUUGGAAAAGAUGAUGUGGUUGCGAUUUGUCGUAUAGAACAGAUCGCUCCAUUUCCUUACGAUCUAAUUGAAGCUGAAUGUCAGAAAUAUCCUAGUGCAGAACUCAUUUGGUCACAGGAGGAGCACAAGAACAUGGGUGCGUGGGGUUUCGUGCAACCACGCUUCAAUAGUCUCCUUCAAUCCGCUGACCGUGUAAUACGGUAUACUGGACGUCAUCCAUCUGCUUCUCCAGCGACUGGGAAUAAGUUCACUCAUCUCCAAGAACAAAAAGACAUGAUGAGUAGAACAUUCGAUGUUCCAAAAUCACUGUUGGAAGGAUUCAAGGCGUAG